GCUGAGACACACAACCAAAAAAAGAGAUGCUUUUUUCUACCAGCCCCUCGCAAGAGCUCAGUAUAAUCUCCCGAGCCUCUCUACACAAAUUGAUUGGUUUUUGGAUUAAACAAUUGGGCCCCUCUUUCCGGGGCUAAUUGCCAUCGCAAGCAAACAAGCUCGCUGAGUGCUUUGUUAAUCUAAAUAGCUUCGUUAAAUAGUCUCUCUCUCUCCAAUGGCGCCAUGGCGGGGGUUCAGUUGCUGCGUACUCUCUCCUCUUCCUCCUACUUAAAUAGUCUCAAGUGCCGCUGUGUGUGCUCUUCUACUUUUGCUUCUCUUUCUCUCUCCUCUGCUCCUGCUUCUCCCUCCCUCUCUCCGUCUCCAAUUGCUGCAGUAGUAGGUUGGUUGUCUACUUGUCUGUUGGUGCUGUUCUUCCGUUCUUGAUGUGGGUUUCGGUUGUUGGGCACCUCUUCUCUUCGGUUGUUUAAGUGAGGUAAUUGGCUCCACCGACAUGUGAAGCAAGCUGUCAAAGAAUUCGGCCGGACGCAAGAACUCGUCGGCCUUCUGCCCCAUUAUCUGCUUCUCUUCUUCCUUGCGAGAAUUGACGCGCGCGAAUUGGAGCCAUGGCCGCCUCCACGACGGCGGCUGCGUGGUUCCUCCUCGUGGUGGUGGUGCGGCUUCAGGUGACGGUGCCCGCCAUUGCCGCCGGAGACGACGAGGCGGAGGCGCUGCUCGCCUUCAGGCGUGCGUCGGUGGCGGACGACCCGCGCGGCGCGCUCGCGGGCUGGGCGCGGGCGAACUCCACCACGGCGCCAUGCUCGUGGGCCGGCGUCUCGUGCGCGCCGCAGCCCGACGGCCGCGUCGUCGCCCUCAACCUCAGCGGCAUGGCGCUCGCCGGCGAGCUCCGGCUCGACGCGCUGCUCGCGCUCCCGGCGCUGCAGCGCCUCGACCUCCGCGGCAAUGCCUUCUACGGCAACCUCUCGCACGCCGCGGUGCCGCCUUCGCCGUGCGCGCUCGUGGACGUGGACAUGUCGUCCAACGCCUUCAACGGGACUCUGCCACCGGCAUUCCUGGCGCCGUGCGGCGAGCUGCAGUCCCUGAACCUGUCGCGGAACGCCCUCGUCGGCGGCGGGUUCCCGUUCGCGCCGUCGCUGCGGUCGCUCGACCUGUCACGCAACGGCCUGGCGGACGCCGGUCUGCUCAACUACUCCUUGGCCGGCUGCCACGGCCUGCGCUACCUCAACCUCUCCGCCAACCAGCUCGCCGGGCGGCUGCCGGAGCUGGCGCCGUGCAGCGAGCUCUCCGUGCUCGACGUGUCGUGGAACCACAUGUCCGGCGCGCUCCCCACCGGGCUCAUGGCCACGGCGCCGGCGAGCCUAGCGUACCUGAGCAUCGCCGGGAACAAUUUCACCGGCGACGUCUCGGCGUACGACUUCGGCGGGUGCCCCAACCUGACGGUGCUGGAUUGGUCCUACAACGGUCUGAGCAGCACCAAGUUGCCACCGGGCCUCGCCAACUGCCGCCGCCUCGAGACGCUGGACAUGUCCGGCAACAAGCUCCUCGCCGGCCCGAUACCGGCCUUCUUGACCGGCUUGUCCUCGCUGCAGCGGCUGGCAUUGGCCGGCAACGAGUUCUCCGGUCAGAUACCCGGCGAGCUCAGCCAGCUGUGCGGCAGAAUUGUUGAGCUGGACCUGUCAACCAACCGGCUGGUUGGUGGCUUGCCGGCAAGCUUUGCCAAGUGCAGGUCACUGGAGGUGCUUAACCUCGGUGGCAACCAGCACUCCGGGUCCUUUGUGGACAGUGUCGUCAGCACCAUCGCCUCGCUCCGUGUGCUGCGGCUUUCCUUCAACAACAUCACUGGGCCGAACCCGCUGCCGGUGCUGGCGGCGGGCUGCCCAUUGCUGGAGGUGAUCGACCUCGGGUCCAAUGAGCUUGAUGGUGAGAUAAUGGAAGAUCUCUGCUCAUCACUGCCAUCGCUGCGGAAGCUGUUCCUCCCCAACAAUUACCUCAAUGGCACCGUGCCAAAGUCGCUUGGCAACUGCGCCAAUCUGGAGUCCGUUGAUCUCAGCUUCAACUUCCUGGAGGGCAACAUCCCAACGGAGAUAAUGGCACUGCCGAAGCUUGUUGAUCUUGUCAUGUGGGCGAAUGGCCUCUCCGGCGAGAUUCCGGACAAGCUUUGCUCCAACGGUACCACAUUGGAGACCUUGGUGAUAAGCUACAACAACUUCACUGGAGGCAUUCCCCCUUCCAUCUUCAGAUGUGUCAAUCUCAUCUGGGUGUCGCUCUCCGGCAACCGCCUUACCGGGAGCGUGCCUCGCGGUUUCGGUAAGCUCCAGAAGCUUGCCAUCCUGCAGCUCAACAAGAACCAGCUCUCCGGCCAUGUGCCGGCAGAGCUCGGCAGCUGCAACAACCUCAUCUGGCUGGACCUCAACAGCAACAGCUUCACCGGCACUAUACCGCCAGAGCUGGCUGGCCAGGCGGGGCUGGUUCCGGGGGGGAUCGUGUCAGGGAAGCAGUUUGCCUUCCUCCGGAACGAGGCCGGCAACAUCUGCCCCGGUGCCGGUGUGCUCUUCGAGUUCUUCGGCAUCCGGCCGGAGAGGCUGGCUGCCUUCCCAAACGUGCACCUCUGCCCAUCCACAAGGAUAUACACUGGCACAACGGUGUACACGUUCGGCAACAACGGGAGCAUGAUCUUCCUGGACCUCUCCUACAACGGCCUCACCGGCGUCAUUCCGGCGAGCCUUGGGAGCAUGAUGUACCUUCAAGUCCUGAACCUGGGGCACAAUGAGCUCGAUGGUACCAUACCAUACGAGUUCUCAGGGCUCAAGGCAAUUGGUGCGCUUGACCUCUCAAACAAUCAUCUCAGUGGUGGCAUCCCCCCGGGGCUUGGUGGCCUGACAUUCCUUGCCGACUUCGACGUCUCCAACAACAAUCUGUCAGGUCCGAUCCCUUCAUCUGGCCAGCUCACCACGUUUCCGCAGACCCGGUAUGCGAACAACUCUGGCCUCUGUGGCAUCCCUCUGCCUCCUUGUGGUCAUGAUCCUGGGAGGGGAGGCGCGCCAUCUGCUUCAUCCAAUGGGAGGAGGAAGACCUUUGGGGGAAGCGUUCUUGUCGGAGUGGCGCUCUCCGUACUCAUCCUGCUGCUGCUGCUGGUCACACUCCGCAAGCUCAGGAAGAACCAAAAGACAGAAGAGAUGAGAACCGGGUACAUUGAGAGCCUCCCAACAUCUGGCACAUCAAACUGGAAGCUUUCCGGUGUGCACGAGCCGCUGAGCAUCAAUGUGGCAACACUUGAGAAGCCACUGAUGAAGCUCACCUUUGCGAAUCUCCUUGAGGCCACCAAUGGCUUCAGCGCUGAGACCCUCAUAGGCUCAGGAGGUUUUGGGGAGGUGUACAAGGCAAAGCUCAAGGAUGGCACUGUCGUUGCCAUCAAGAAGCUCAUCCAUUUCACAGGCCAGGGUGACAGGGAAUUCACUGCGGAGAUGGAGACCAUUGGCAAGAUCAAGCACCGCAACCUCGUGCCGCUGCUCGGGUAUUGCAAGAUCGGCGAUGAGCGGCUCCUCGUGUACGAGUACAUGAAGCAUGGCAGUCUUGAUGUUGUUCUGCAUGACAAGGCCAAAGCUAGUGUGAAGCUUGACUGGGCAGCGAGGAAGAAGAUUGCGAUCGGUUCAGCAAGGGGCCUCGCCUUCCUCCACCAUAGCUGCAUCCCCCACAUCAUUCACCGGGACAUGAAGUCAAGCAAUGUGCUUCUUGAUAGCAACCUUGAGGCCCGUGUAUCGGACUUCGGGAUGGCGAGGCUGAUGAAUGCACUUGACACACAUCUCAGUGUGAGCACACUUGCAGGCACACCUGGGUAUGUGCCACCUGAGUACUACCAGAGCUUCCAGUGCACGACCAAGGGCGAUGUCUACAGCUAUGGAGUUGUGCUCUUGGAGCUCCUGUCAGGGAAGAAGCCGAUCGAUCCGAAUGAGUUUGGAGACAACAACCUUGUCGGCUGGGUGAAGCAGAUGGUCAAGGAGAACAGAAGCAGUGAGAUAUUUGAUCCCACACUGACAAACACCAAGUCAGGGGAAGCUGAGCUCUAUCAGUACCUGAAGAUCGCUUGCGAGUGCUUGGACGACCGGCCUAACCGAAGGCCAACCAUGAUCCAGGUCAUGGCAAUGUUCAAAGAGCUGCAGCUUGACUCCGACAGCGACUUCCUCGACGGCUUCUCAAUCGACUCAUCAACCAUUGAUGAAUCAGCGGAGAAAUCAACCUGAUGGUUUCUAUUCCUUGCAGAUUUUGAUUCUCUGGAGGGAUAGAACAGCAGCUAGCUCAAUCAUUUUAGCUCCCAGUAGCAAAACGUAGUCUCCUUCGAUCUAGUAGGAAAAAUUUUAUUUCUGAUUCUAUGUCACUGUAAAUAGCACACAAAUGCGCGAGCAGGGGAAGAAGGGUAGGAUAAACUGCAGAUGAGCUGUUCUCUUCUGUUGGAGGAGAUAAUGUAUUUUGGAAUCAAAUUCCUAGCAUUUCUGCAUCAAUAUUGUUGAGGAUAUGAUUCAAAACC
Panicum virgatum (switchgrass) is the source of this 4522-nucleotide messenger RNA. RefSeq names its product brassinosteroid LRR receptor kinase BRL1. The record is from RefSeq and is a predicted model, not a curated record. NCBI's taxonomy places the organism in Eukaryota, Viridiplantae, Streptophyta, Magnoliopsida, Poales, Poaceae. The coding region runs from base 603 to 4238 and encodes 1211 amino acids. Gene Ontology annotation, biological process: protein phosphorylation. The transcript is spliced from 2 exons. Gene Ontology annotation, molecular function: protein kinase activity; ATP binding; receptor serine/threonine kinase binding.